Molecule: messenger RNA, 3996 nt
Organism: Nicrophorus vespilloides
Lineage: Eukaryota; Metazoa; Arthropoda; Insecta; Coleoptera; Silphidae
Gene: nahoda
Exons: 15
Coding region: 256-3741 (1161 amino acids)
Source: RefSeq, a predicted model, not a curated record
UUCACGCAAUCCGGUCUUAGUUCACCUUUAGAAAGUGUACGGAGAAGUCCGCGUUUCAAUCACUGCUCUAAACAACCGAGUGCGAUUUUUUUUUCUACACACUUUUCGUAUUUAAUCUUCGGACAGAAUUGGGAUUGUUUUUCGAUCGCACUUAAUUUGGAUACAUUCGCAUUAAUUUAAUUUGGAUAAUUCUGAUCUGUCCGUCACCAAUGUGUUACCUCUUGCGGUAGUCAACGUAAAAUCUUCGAGCCCAAGAUGAUGGGUGCGAUUGUAGGCGUCGCGACGCUCGCUCUAUUCAAUCUGAUAGUACCAGCGACGACGCAUGUCGCCCUCACGUAUCCACCAGCCAGGAAAUACGACUUGGAUUUUCUGGACAGUUCCAGAACCAAAGCACCUUGCGGCAUGCCCAAAGGAAAUAUAAAAACAACGAUUCUCUCUGGAAGCAAAUUUAAUGUGUCCUGGCAUCUUGGAUAUCCACACAGGGGUGGUUUCAAGAUUCAGUUACUGGAUGAACUGGAGAGACCAGUAUUAGAUUUAACACCGACAAUCAAAGGUUCAGAAUUUGAUGCCACCGAUGCUACUGCUCAAUCCUACCAAAUCCAAUUACCCCAGAAUUACACGUGCAGUAAUUGCACUUUGAGACUGAUCAGACAAGCCAUUGAAUGGGGAUCGAAUUACAAGUUUUGGUCCUGCGCCGAUGUUGACAUUAAAGCCCGGAGGGAAUUUCGAGAAUCUUGCAGUGGACAUGGAAAAUAUCUUUUGGCCAGAUGCAAAUGCGAUAGGCUUUAUUACGGAAGCCGUUGCGAAUUCAGAGAUGAGUGCAUCGAAGACGGAGACUGCGGAAACCACGGAAAAUGCGUUAAUGUCGAAGCAACUACUGCCCCUAAAAAGCAAUGCUAUUGCCAAUUGGGUUGGUUCGGCCCUGGUUGCAAUAGAAAAUCUGCCAUUCGUUCGACUGAAAUUGAUUUUGAGCUUUACACUGAACGGAAAUUGAGCGACAAUUUUAAACUUUAUUGGAGGAUCCUCAAGGAGCAUAAAGAAAUUGAAGUGGUUAUGGUUGUAAAUGGAACGAGUUACGCUGGUCUGGGAUGGCGUCCAAAAUCUUUGACUAAAAGCUGCAAGAACUGGCCUCUGAUUGGAGCAGUUGCUAACAAAUUGGUGGUCGAACCUCAAGCAGAACCUGAACCAAAAUCUGAACCCGAGCCUAAAUCUGAACCUGAACCCACCGCAGAACCUAAAUCAGAACCAGAACCUACGGCUGAACCGAAGAGCGAACCAGAACCAGACACAACCACCGAUAAAAAAUCAGUUUAUUCUCGUAGAUCCGCUAGUCCAAGAGGUUUUUCUCAAGUUCCUGAUGGUACUGUAGAAACUAGCGUUUCCUUCCAAAUAAGCGCUAAGCAAGGUAGAAGAAGGCGUUCACCAGAAGAACCUAAAGCGGAACCCGUAGCUACGAAGGCACCGAUCUCAGAACCCGAACCCGAACCUAAGUCUGAGCCCGAACCCACGGCAGAACCGUUAUCAGAACCCGAACCUACAUCCGAACCUAAAUCAGAACCCGAACCCACUGCAGAACCGGAAGCGGAACCCAAAUCUGAACCAGAACCCGAACCAAAAUCCGAACCAGAACCCGAGCCCAAAUCGGAACCAGAACCUGAACCCAAAUCUGAGCCAGAACCUGAACCUAAAUCCGAACCUGAACCUGAGCCUAAAUCUGAACCAGAACCAAACGUAGAUGCUGCAAAUGGUAAAGAUGAACUGUUAAAUCCUUACACUCCUCGACAUGAUUUCAAUCCAAUGGACUGCACUGAUAUUAUAAUCGGAUCGGCUCGUGAUACCGCAAGUAGAAUUUCCGAUUAUUAUACUAGGGAUCGUUCGACUCCGAGGAUGGACACUUUCUGGGGUGGAAAGAAUGACUUAACUGCUGCUAUGGGUUUCGAGAAGGACGGAGUGACCACUAUUGCUUUCCGUAAGAAAUUGGAGGCCAAAGAACCGUCCGACCAUUCAAUCGUCGAUGAAUUAAUGCAUGUCAUUUGGGCACGAGGCCAAGAAACUGGAAAGUAUGUUCAUUCCCCCAAGUCUGGCAUCGAAUCGUCGAAUGCUAAAGUAACUGACUUCUACAAACCAGAUGAACUUAAAUAUCAUGGUCACGGAGCACAACGCGGAGCGUUGUCAAUUAAUUUCUUUGAUGAGAAAAAGUCCGUUUCUGAAGCAACAAACUCGAUAACUGUAGAUGGUCAGCCACCGUCCGAUGACGAACCCCAGUGCAGAGGUGAAUGGAAAACACCGAGGAAUUGUAAAUCUGAAAAUGGAAGUUGCGAGUAUUCUGCUGAAUGGCAAUACGUUCGAGGUGAUAAUAUACGAUUUACAAUUACCACCAACAAUUCAGACACUUGGACUGGAAUUGCAUUUUCUAAAAAUGAAAAGAUGUCGCAAUCGGAUGCGAUCAUUGGUUGGGUUGAUAAAAAAUCAGGAAGACCUUUCUUGAUGGAUACGUGGAUAACUGGUUACACGCAACCGCUUUUGGACAGUUCUCAAAAUAUAUUUAACAUAACCGGAAACAUCAUCGACGGAAUUACUACUUUAUCCUUCACCAGAAAGAGAAUUUCCACAGAUCCAAGAGAUUUGUCCUUCACAGAUGACCAAUGUCUGUUCCUUAUGUUUCCUGUCAAAGGCGGAGCCUUCAAUUCCGUCAAUAAAAAGAUCCGCAAGCAUGAAGUAAUUCCGGUCGUGUCCACUGAAAAAGUCUGCUUCAAGUCGUGUAAAUUAGAGGAUAUCCUUGACGAGAUGACUGUAACCGAGUCACCAUCCAUAGAUUACAGUAUUGAAGUUAAAAUUAUUGAAUUAGGAGAGAACUUCCAAACACCUAAGAAGGGCUCCAUUCAAUUUGAUGAUCUCUCCAAUUCAAUUACAAAUAAUUUCAAGCCGCUGUUCAAUAAACUUCCUGGUUACAAACGCGCCACAGUUGAAGAACUUAAAGAGGAUAAUAAUAAUGUCAUAGCUGUAAUGAAAGUCCAAUUGGAUAAGGCCGAGAAGGGAAGAUCUCUGAGCGAUGCAAGUGAACAUAAUGAACAUAUCCAAAGUAUUUUGGAGGAAAGCGUUAAAACUGGACAGAUCGGUGCAUUGAAAGUGGAUCCUACACAUUUCUAUUUCGAAGCUCAAAGUUUGAUUUCCAAUAUAGUUGUGGAUAGUACAUCAACGAGCGAUGAAAGCUUCUUCAGUUUACCUGAAUCUAAAUUAUAUAUUGUGCUGGGAUGUAUUGCUGCCUUGGUGCUUGUGGCGAUAGUACAGGCUAGUUGCACCAUUUACAAAGCCGCGGCGAAGACUUCAUCCAGUCAUAAGGACCAUUUGAUACCUAAUUCGGCAUGGAAGGAUUAUUCAGCAGCAAAUACCAAUUACGCAUUCGACACGUACGAAGAAGACAAGAAGCAGAUGAACGGCAAAACGAGAAGCGAAACGUUGCCAGCAAAGAACAACUCUCGUGGUCAGAGGCCACAGGGACGACCUCCGGGUGUUCUAAACCAACACUACAUGCCCGACACUAGAUCUCUGCAAAGACCCAGAGGGCAAUAUCCACCUAGCAGCUUGGAACGCAGCACGUUCUCUCUGCCUAGGACCGCUUACGACCGCAACAGGCAACCUCAGGACAUGCAACCUGACUUUUACUUUAUGCCCUCGCAACGAAAGUAUUCCGGGGAAGUCGUUAGAGUCUAUGUAGAUUACAACAAUCAACCGAAAUGAACUGAUUACCUUUACUAGAAUAGUCCGUCCAUGUUAUUAUUAUUUUUAUUACAAUUUUUAAUAAACUUUAGUUACGUAUUUCUAAAUGUAAAAAAAAGAGAAACACAUGCAGAAAGAACAAUCAGUUUUCUUUAGGUAGUGACCAAAGUUUUACCCUAACUAAGUCAGCAAAGGUAUAAGAAAAGAAUUUUGUUUUGCAAACCAAAUAGUAAAUAGAAACAGGAGAAAUGAUGCAAUAGUUUGUACAACAAUUGU